AUAAAAAAUAUUUUUUCAAAUAGAAUUAUGGUGGACCACAUUAGAUGCUUCAUAUUUUAGAAAUUUGGUUAUGAUUUAUAAAUCUGCUGUAAUUCAUUUAUUAUGUCAAGCUGAAAUGGCAAAUGAUGGUAGGACAAUGGUUCAAAGUCAAAAGCAAAUUUUACGUCUUUCACUUGAAAUACUGAAGCUAUUAAAUAAAGUUAACAUUGACAAUAGAGAAUUAAUUCCUUAUCAGGAAUUCUAUAUUCAUGAAGUAACAGAUAAAGUAGAUGUUCGUUAUGACUAUGCAGAAUGGUUAGGAAGUCCACAUAAGCAAGGAAGAUUAUACUUCUGUGAUUAUCCUUUUGUGUUUGAUGCUGCAGCAAAAACUCUUAUCUUACAGACUGAUUCAGCCAUUCGUAUGGAGUCAGCAAUGAAUAGUGCCUUUCAGCAGAAUCUUGUUAGUGCUUUCCUUCCAGUAACGCCAACUAAUCCAUUUUUAGUGCUGUAUGUUACCCGUGAUAAUCUAUUGCAGGAGACAAUCAAUCAAUUGUCAAAAUAUGAUCAACAAGAUUUGAAAAAACCUCUGAAGGUGAUAUUUCAUGGAGAAGAUGCUGUAGAUGCAGGUGGUGUAAGGAAGGAAUUCUUUAUGUUGCUGCUUAGAGAAGCAUUGGAUCCAAAAUAUGGCAUGUUCACAGAACAUCCAGAAACUAGAUGUAUAUGGUUUCAUGCAAAGACAUUUGCUGAAGAUAAUCAGUUAUUUUAUCUCAUUGGAAUUUUAUGUGGUUUAGCAAUCUACAAUUUUACCAUUAUUGAUUUACCUUUUCCAUUAAUCUUAUAUAAAAAAUUACUUCAUGAGAAAGUAUCAUUAGAAGAUCUUAAGCAAUUAUCACCAACAGUUGUAAAAAGUUUACAAGAAUUACUUGAUUAUGAAGAUGAUGAUGUAGAAGAUGUAUUUGUUCUAAAUUUUGAAGUGUCAUUAGAAGUAUAUGGUGCUAGAGUCUCUUUUGAAUUGAAACCCAAUGGAGCUAAUAUUCCAGUCACUAAAGAGAACAGGAUGGAAUAUGUAGAUUGCUAUGUGGAUUUUAUCUUGAAUAAAUCUGUAGAGGACGCUUUUAAAUCUUUUUCCGAUGGAUUUUAUAAAGUCUGUGGCAGCAAAGUUUUAGAAGUAUUUCAUGCCCAAGAGUUAAUGGCACUUGUUAUAGGCACAGAAGAUUACAAUUGGAAAGAGUUAGAAGAGAAUGCUGAAUAUAAAAAUGAAUAUGAUCAAAAUCAUCCUGCAAUCAAAAAGUUCUGGAAAGUGUUCCAUUCUCUAUCUCUAGAACAGAAAAAGAAAUUUUUGUUGUUCUUGACGGGUUCGGAUAGAAUACCCAUAUUGGGAAUGAAAGCUGUAAAAAUAAUUUUUCAACCUAUGCACGUUACCGAUGAUCAUUUGCCGGUAGCCCACACUUGUUUCAAUAUUUUGGACCUACCUCAUUACACGACAGAAGAGGCGCUUCGUAUCAAAUUGUUGCAAGCUAUAGAACACACACAGGGCUUUGGAUUAGCGUGAAAUAGGUGAAAUAGAUUCUCGUUCGUUUAAAUUAUAGAACUGUGCCAAGCUCGGUUCCGAAAAUAUUUCACGAUUGCUUUGAAAAUACCAAUCUCGUCAGAUGUAUUAAAGAAAAACGAAACAUCUAAAUAAUUUGGGUAUUGUUUAUUUUCAGACGAUUAAAAUAUUUUCUUAAAACUUGAUAAUUGCUAUUUUUCUCAUCACCUUUGUUAAGUAACGAAAAUGUUUAAAAAUUUUGAAUCGAUUUUUACUUUGGACUGUGUUUUUAUGCUACAGUUAACCACUUUUUUGUAUAAUUUGGAACAUUUGGCGAGAGCAAAAUGUUUUUCACAUUAUUGAAAUAUUUUUGUGAAAUAUUAACGUUUAUAGAGAAAAAAUAAAAGUUUAUUCAUGUUUCUUCUACUUUUUCGAUUUUACUUUCCAUCACUUGCUUAAGGAUUAUUGAUGUAAGUUAUCAAAUACAGUGAGUCAAAAUCCUCCCAAAGUUCGUAGUACUAUAAAAAAAAUAGCAAAAUUAUUCGAUAUACAAAAGGAUAUAAAUCAACUGUAAGAUUAUUACAAUAUUCACAUAGAAAAAAUUAAAAUAAUUUCAUAUUUUUAAAAUAGCUAUGAUGUAUAAAUUCUGCUUGUUGUAUU
Centruroides sculpturatus (bark scorpion) is the source of this 2167-nucleotide messenger RNA. RefSeq names its product probable E3 ubiquitin-protein ligase HERC4. The transcript has 17 exons. Gene Ontology annotation, biological process: protein polyubiquitination. The record is from RefSeq and is a predicted model, not a curated record. Gene Ontology annotation, molecular function: ubiquitin protein ligase activity. The coding region runs from base 71 to 1531 and encodes 486 amino acids. Lineage: Eukaryota; Metazoa; Arthropoda; Arachnida; Scorpiones; Buthidae.